Porites lobata is the source of this 8511-nucleotide messenger RNA. Lineage: Eukaryota; Metazoa; Cnidaria; Anthozoa; Scleractinia; Poritidae. The record is from the annotation of a GenBank genome assembly.
AUGCCCCAAGAUGUUUUGGAGGUGACCAAAAGAUUUAUGCGUGAUCCUGUUCAAAUCUUAGUCAAAAAAGAAGAAUUAACUCUUGAAGGUAUCAAGCAAUUUUACAUCCAUGUAGAAAAAGAGGUGGGUGAAUUAUGUUUCAUAGUAGAUAUAUUUUUAAAGUUGAAACCUUCGUAAAAGUGAUCACAAAAUGCCAAAGCUUUUGUCUGUAUUGUAGAGUUGGAUUUUGUUGCAAGUUAGGUGCAAAAUUCCUGAAAAUUUUUGGCUUGGCCCAUUCAUCCCUGAACUGUUCGUAACUGCCCAUGUGGAUCCACGUCCCUUCUAUCACUUUUGAUGUCAUCAGUUUUAAGGGUCAUGAACAACUUUGUCAGCUAGCUUGUGCAGGGUCAAGAGAUCUUUCAAACCACACAAGAACUAGCCUUGCCAAAAGGCGAACUCACUGGGCUGCUUACACUAGACAGGAACAAGAAUUGCCGAAAGGCGAUUUUUAACUGGGCUGCCAAGGGGCUAUUUUUUUCUGAGGGGAAGGGGCGGCUAUAUAUACUCAGGCUACUAUAAAACCUUGUCGCCGACCAUUGCAUGAGAGAGAAUCUCAUGUGAGACUGAAACAUAAACUCAUUCAGAACAUUGUACCCUUUUGAAAGACGUUCAUAACAAAAAAAAUGAGUACCAUUUUUAAGUGGGGCUGUAUAAUAACUUUUUAAUUGUAUCAUUAUGAAUAAAAAUAAACGAGUUAGUCAUUAAUUCUAAGCAGGAAACGAUUUGCAUUAUUUUCAGGCACUCCUCCCCGAAUCCCUCUGUCUCCAAAAAUAUAGCGUGACAGUAUAACGUGACUAAUUUGACGUAACCGGAAAUUCCAAAAAUAACUGUCAUUCUAGAAGUAUAAAAUGCGACAGGGUCAGCUACUCGCCACUGGGCUAAUUUACACGAGACAGAAAUAUAUUGUAUUGGAUGAAACCCAGAAGUUUACUAAAACAGACAGCCAACUGCAUAUUGAUCCUGAUCUAGGGGCCUCACUGACUGCACUGAGACCUUAAAUAGACGAUCCUAGUUUGCGGUUACAGUCUACAUGAAAACGCACUAUUUUUUGGACAAGAUGAAAACUAUUCAGUUUUAAUAUUUUCCUUUUGGUAGUUUUCUCUAACUUAAAGGAAUAACAUCCUUCGUAUUUUGUGACCUAAAAAGUUUAAAGAUUUCUCGCUCGCAUGUUGCUUUCAUCAGCACGUACUUUAGACAAUGUAGAUAGAUGAAAAGAUUGGUAACAUAUUUUUUUACCUGAUACCGAUAUGAGUUAAAUAUUCGCUCGAGUUCGCUGUUUGUCUCACGACACCCAUGACUAACUUUUCUUCAUGGCAGAUAACUAUGCCGCUUUAUAACUCCUCCAAAGUUUUUUCCCAGCUAAACAAUAUGGAAACACUAUUCACAGUCGUUGGAUAUUAAAAAGACUGAACGUAACGCACAAUGUGCCCUUGUUUACCUCUGAUCACAUCUCCAAGCGAACUCUCUCUUUCCAAGCGAUUCAUUUCAAUGCACAAUAAUUGACCCUUAUAUUAAUUAAACCCUAUGGUUCAUUCAUAUUAAAACUGUUUUUGCCCCUCACAUUUACUGUGUUCGUUCGUAUUCAAAACACCUUUAGGAAAAUAAAGGUCGUGUAAGUCAUGUGUAUUAUGUUUCAAGAUAAAUGGAUUGUACUCUUUUUUAAGUUCCCAUUUUGCGGUGACUUCAGUUUACAUCUCCAUAAAAUGGUGAAAAUUUACAAAGGCAUGUUUUUUGAAACUUGCUAAUGCUGACAUCAAUGCAUCUGAUAUAUCGUGCUUGCUGAAUGGGCAAAAACACAGAAUUGUGAUCACAAGAUCAUGUACAAAUUUAAUGAUAAAAGCUUAGCAAGAUACAGAUACAAACAAAAGCAAACCCCCUGAAAUCUCGACCUGGGCUACACUUGUAUGCUCCACUCAGUCACCAAACCUUGUCAGUAAUAGCUCUUAUUUUCCUCAAGCCAGUCUUUGUGAAGCUCCCAGGUGGUACGGUCCGGUGAAGCGUUGAACUUGUGGGCGAAAUUCUCAGAGUUCCUAUUUUUGUCCGUGUCUUCUUUAUCCUCAGUAUCCAAAAUUUAGACCUCCAAAGUGGCGUGUGUUGCAUUAAAUACAAUGAAAUAUUUAAAGGAAAAGCCAGUCUUCUAACGUGGCAAAGUUGUCAGGAUUCAUCUGACAUUCAUCAGCAACUGAGUUGUUCGCUUCACUGAGUACGACAGCUUACAAUCAAGUCUUCAGCCGUAGUGUCGUCAACUGGUGAAAUACUUUGCUCAUAAAUUGUGCUUAUUAAUUGCUCAUGUACUACAUCGAUCGAUAAUUCUCUCUUUGAGUUCACCAAGCAGCCCCGGUGUUCCAAAGUUAACGUUCACAGUCAUCUUUUAGUGUGAACCUACCGUGAACGGCGUGUGAGUUCGUAUGUAACGUGGGCAUUUCUCUGAGUUUCCCAGCGCCAGCAUCAUCAACUGACUUAAACUCGAACAAUAAAAAUAUUUUAGAGUGACUCCUGUGAUCGAAUCGCUUUGAACAAUGCAAAUAGCCUUCUUCAGGUUUGCAACGUCUUCUGGGUUUCUGGCGGGGGCGGAGACGAGGUACAAAAAGUAUUUGUGCAAGGGUCCGUGUAAGGGAAAAUCAUAUGAAACCAUUUGUGAGAACAUCGUUUCUCAGUACCAGACCCUCGUGUCUUCCCUCCCCCGGGAGGCCGUUUUUGUACACAGACGACAGAAAACUAAAUUUAUAACUGGGCCGCACAGGCAGCCCAGUAACAAUGUAUUGUUUGAAAAUAAUAACUUUACUAAUACAAACAGCCAACUGCCCAUUGAUCCCAAUCAACCGGCCUCAUUGAUUGCACUGAGACUUUAAAUAGUUGAUCCUAAUUUGCAGUCUACAGUCUGAUGAAAAUGCAUAAUUUUUUUUCCACAAGAUUAAAGUAAUCAGUUUAUAAGAUUUUUCCUCGUUAUUUUUCUGCAACUUAAGGGAAUUAAAUCCUUUGCAUUUUGUGACCCAAAAGAGUUUCAAGAUUUCUCGCUCACAUGUUGAUUUCAUCAGCACGCACUUUCAACAAUGUAAAUAGAUGAAAUGAGCAAUAACACAUUUUUUACCAUAAUGCCAAUAAAUUAUGAGUUGAAAAUUAUCCUGCUUUAUAACUCCUCCGAAUUUUUGUGCUAGCAACACAAUAUUGAAACACUAUGCACACUCCCUGGGUAUUAAAAAGACUAAACAAAAUGCACUGUAAACGCACCAUGUGCUCGUGAACUUUUUUACUUCUGAUCACAUGUACAUGACUUCUGAAAUUGUUUUUGGUUCAAGCUAUUCAUCCCAAUGUACAAUAAUUGACCCUUAUAUUAAUUAGAACCCUUUGGUUCAUUCAUAUUAUACUGUUUUUGCCCCUCACAUUUACAGUGUUUGUUCGUAUUCAAAACGCUUGUAGGAAAACACAGGUCAUGUUAUGUUUCGAGAUGACUCAAUUAUAGCCUUUUUUAAGUUCCUAUUUUGCCGUGGCUUUAGUUUACAUCUCCCUAAAAAGGGGUGAGUGGACAAGGUACAAAACAUAUUUGUGCAAGGGAAAAUCAUAUGAAACAAGUCAUGAGAACAUUGUCUCUUGGUCACAGACCUUGUGUCUUCCCUCCCUUGGUGUUUGUUCUUCUGCACAGAUGACUGAAAACCGAAAUUAUGACUGGGCUGCCGAUAAUGAGCACGAUUCAGUCAAGGAGUUGAGAGAAAAUGGCAAAAAAAACAACAACAACAAAAAAAUGUCACAUUGCCCUGAAAAGAUGCAUGAAAAUCUUGUUUCACUACCCACACCCUUUCUUUUCAUCUAAUCCUUAAAGAUCCUCCAAGCGUUCCAAAAACUUUUCCCACCAAAAUAAAGCCUGCUAAAUGUCCAGCGAAAGAAAACGUAAUAUGAGGCAAUAAAGAGAAAGCAAAAAGUAUCCUCAAAAUUUUGCUUUCUGCACAUGCCCGAACUUCAUAAGCUAAGAUUUUGCAUGUAGAUAAAUAAGCCACGAAAUGUACAACCUGUAAACAGCUUUGUGGUAAGUUCUAGCUCUUUUUAGCCAGACUGUGUUAUUCAGAUCAAGGAGGCACUUUUCUGGAGAAAUUAAACAACCUUGAACCCUUAUUAAGACGAAUUGAAGAACUUUACUUUUCAAAAGAGGUCAAAUAAGAUCCUCUUACAUCAGAGGCAAAUCAUGCCAACCAUAAAUAAUAACCACAGAUAAUUUAUAUGCUUGUCAUGACCCUCUCAGUAUGAAGCAGCAAAAAUCACAUUUGCUCAGUCAAAAGGUUUUGCUCCAGCACAUAAUCUACUAGUAAGAGAAAAAACAAGCAGCAUACCCCCUUUUUGCACUAUCAAGUUUUUUACCGGAAACAGCUGUGAAGAAAAUUAGUGUCUGGGUUUUCUUUUACUUGCAAUAAAUUUCCCGUUCAGUUUACCGAUGACAAGAGCAAUGACAGCUCAAUGAGAGAAGGAAUCCCAUUGGAUGUGUUUAAUUGAUUUGGAAGGCGAUAUGAACUUCACACUCCAAAAUCAGUCGGCUGUGAAGUGUUAAAAGCUUGGGCUUUGUCUGUAGUCCCUCCUUUUUCUCUCUCCUUGCCACAUCUCGCCUUUCUCGUGUAAGGUGAUUUUCACGCACACUUGUGUUUUGCUCACUCUACUAUCCCUGAGGAUAAAUGGGGACUACUCAUAGUCUAUCUUCCUGAAUGUGCAUUGUAGACUUUUACAGUGAGUGCUUAAGAGCUCCAAGUUGGCCAUUGAAUCAAGUUGAGUGACCUGUAAACUAGCUUUGUAGCUGACUGACCUUUAAACUAGCUUUAUAGUUUACUGACCCGUAAACUAGCUUUAUAGCCAAGUGUUAGUCACAUUAAUAAAGUGUGUAUGUAUGUAUGUACUUAUUACCUGGUACCUUGCUUACUAUUAAGGGGAGUGUGCGUGGCAGUAAGGGACGAUGAGACAGGAGGAUGGAAUGUUUCAAAUGGAAUGUUUCAAACAGACAAUUUGUGUUCUAUUAUUUUGUUAAAACCCAUCUAGUUUCAGGCUUUCAUGGCCGUUUUUCAGUACAAGGAACUGAGUACAAGGAAAUUUACAAGUCCUGAACUUUUCGUUCCAUUUGCCUGAACUGUUUAAUGAACUGUUUAACUAAGGAGUCUGCCCAUGUAAAUGGUAAACAACCAAGAUGUCAGUAAAUGACAUGUAUUAAUAACUAAAAGGAGAAUAAAGAAUCAUUUUAUAAAGUUAGAUCCCUUUUUUUAGGACUGGAAACUUGAGACCUUGUGUGAUUUGUAUGAGACUCUUACAAUUACUCAAGCUGUGAUUUUCCUGAACACAAGAAGGAAAGUGGACUGGCUCCAGGGGAAAAUGAUGGAAAAGGACUUCACAGUUUCUUCUAUGGUAUGUCAUAUUGAUUUUUAUAAGGUCAUAAAGUACAUAUUGAUCUUUGUGUACUGUUUUUUUUGUUUUUCUAUGAACAAGCUUUAAAAGCAGCAACACUAGAUAUUGGCCCCAUUUACACACGCCUAAAAAAUCGGCACGGCAUGCCAAAUUUUUGGCACCGUGCCGAGACUACAUCUGGGAUGUAGUCUCGGCACCCCUAAAAUUUUGAGCACUGGUGCCAUAUUACGUUUGGGACCGAUACGUUUACAUGUCGAAAACUGGGAGUGCCGUACCUUAAAGUCGUCAGCACGGUGCCAAAAAUUUGGCGUGCCGUGCCGAUUUUUUUUAGCGUGUGUAAAUGGGGUUAUUGAUAGCUAUCUCUGAAAAUAUUUGUCCCGGGAAUGCAUGUAAAGGGCAGGAAGCUACGACCAGCAUGCAAAGAAAGUAGUAUCCGAUAGCCCGGGGCUGAUGGAUUUUUCUAUCAUGCUAGUGAAUUCUGUUCAUAACUGAAUAAUUCAUAAGUGAAGUUUUUAGGGAAAUUCAAAUUACGGAAGAACUGUAUUCAAUCCAGCUGGUCAUUAAUUUUUUGGGUGCUAGUUGAAAUGACUUUUGGGCUAGUACAUGCUAGCUACAACUUGCCCAAAUGACUUUCUUUGCACACUGUACAACAUGUAACAGUGUCAGAAUAGAGGGACAUGGAGCACAGACAAAAUUUCAGUGGUGCUACCCUCAAAUGAAAAAAAUGUUGUCAUUGUCUGUGAUUGGCUCAUCUAUUGGUGCUAUUGCACUGAUAAAGUACAGAACCAUUCACACUUUUACCCUUUAAGUCCCAAUAGUGACUAACGUCAAUUUUCUCCUAAUGAUAUCGAUACAAUUUCAAGAGAUGAGGUUAUGAGAAUUAAUAAAAUUAUCAUCUAAGUGAAAAUGCCUUGAUCUUUUAUCAAAUUCUCUCAACUCAGUCAUGAAGGAAAUGUAUGGAGGUCAGUUUGGAGAAUUUUUAUGUGGAUAUUGGGGCUUAAAGGGUUAAAAGGUUUUUGAUGUCUUUGCACUAAGUUGCCCUUGGGCAUUUCGUGGAGUUAUUGUGGGCUGCCUAUUUUUUUUAUGUAGAGAAACAGCAUUCAAGGUAGCCUUGAUUUCCUUUGCUCUCUUAAGCACAGUCUUUGUUAUUGCAGGCUCAUCACCGAGCAGUAGCCCGAGUUCAAGCACACACAAACCGCAGCCUCGAUACAUUAUUUCUGAGAAAAGAAAUCAAUAAAUACCUCAUGAAAGGGGAUAUUUUGAGGUUGACCCGUUUUAUAGAUCAGGGUGUUCGUUACACAUCGGAGAUUGGAGAAUUCUGUGGUUGUUACUCAGAAUUCUUGGGCUAAUGUGCGAUAGCCUAUGAAUAUUUUUUAUUCUGACAUGGAGCCUCUCUCACAAUAUUCUCUGAUAAUGUUACACCUUUCUCCUGCUACUAGAAUUCUUAAUGAAAACCUUGAUAGAUGAAAACAUUCAAAAUGAGGAGGAGAAGGAGUGGAGGCAAUGAGGAGGCAAAGCCAUUUCUUGACAAUCAUGAGCCUAAAAUAAAAGCAAACUCUAAAUCUACAAUCUGCAUAAUCAUCAUGUUGUAACUGUUUACAUUGUUUACUUGCUGCAUUUCUAACCAGGAUAUCAUUAUUCUACUAUGUUUUGUAGCAUGGUGAUAUGGAUCAGAAAGAGAGAGAGGUGAUCAUGAAGGAAUUCCGUUCCGGUUCCAGUCGAGUGCUCAUCACUACUGAUUUGUUGGUAAAUGAAUGUUUGUUUUUCUUCAUCGAUGCAGUGCUCUGUAAGAGGAAUGUUGCUUUCAUCUGCUGUGGGUCUUUAUCAGAAUCAUUAACUUGCUGAUUGUCUUCAUAAAAUACUAUACAAUAGUUGAAGCAUGUCAUAUUGAAUAAUUUACACAGAUGAUCAGCAAGUUUGUGGUUCUGAUAAAGCAGCAAUACAUAUAGAAUGGAUAGUGAACUUACCACAUUGGUUCACUGGUAUGCCAUAAAAUUAUUAAUGUGUGAAGGUAAAUCCUGAGAGGUCUUUAAGCUACAUGUAUGUUUUUGGGUGGGGGAAUUGUGAGUCACUGAAACCGUUUCCUGUUGUCGUGUGCUCUAGAUUGCAAGGAUGGACAUGGAUUGAAACUUAAAAGCAUUUGGCCAAUUUUCCCAAUUUUUAAUGCUUUUCUUCAUGCAAAAAUCACCCAAAAUUAUUUUGGUUGGAGCUCCAUGGUGAGACUUUUUUAUAUUUUCUUCAUAACUCUAAGUAAUGACCUUAGCACAAAAUUAACCUAAAACAGCUAUAUGUUCAUGACAUGGCCCCUUUGAAAGACUAAAUCUAAUGUAAUGUGGAUUCUAUUUUUACAGGCACGUGGUAUUGAUGUACAACAAGUUUCUUUGGUAAUAAACUAUGAUUUGCCUGGGAAUCGUGAAAACUACAUUCACAGGUUAGGAAUGGGCAUGGAAUCUGUUCUUAACAAUAUUUGGAGUUUCUUUUGGUGUUUUGGGGUAAAACUAUUUUCUUCAAGGCUUGGCAGUGUCUUCAUAUCAUAAAUUUCCCAAAGUUCCCUUAUACAAUUUUUCUUAUACUGAAGAACAAACAUUACAAAAUGAAAAUGGGCAAACAGUGAUUUUUGAAUAAGUUUCUUUCAAGUGGUAGAUGCAUGACGAAUUCUACAGUUUUAUGUUUAACAGAAAAACUGAAAAAAAGAUUUAAAGAGUUCAUAUGAUUUUGGGGGACGCUGUUACAAAAUUACAGACGUUUGUAUGGAUCUGUAACCGUGUUCCAAGAAUCAUAACUUGAUCCCUGUUCAACUUUAGAGCACCAAACCCUGUCAAAUAACCAGUCUCAACAUGACCUUUUAUAUGGUGGUGUCAGUUUAUCGAUUUGUUUAAAUUUGAAACUCGCCCCAGUUCCCUACGCAACUCCGAAAUUCUCAAUUUAUCGCAAAUUUUGCUUUUUAGGAUUGGUCGUGGUGGCCGUUUUGGCCGUAAAGGUGUUGCUAUCAACUUUGUUACCGAUGAGGAUAAACGUAUUUUGCAGGAUAUUGAAACGUUCUACAACACAGUAAUAGAGGAAAUGCCAAUGAACGUGGCGGAUCUUAUCUAA